GCCGGCAGUUUUGUAAAAUUGUUUGGAGCGGACGAAAUACCACAAAAUGCCGUUAAAGAGCCUGAGUGUUCUGCUGCCGGGCCUGAAGUGGCUUAAUGGCUAUACGGCUCAGGAUGCCGUGGCCGAUUUGAUAGCUGGCAUUACGGUGGGUCUAACGGUGCUGCCCCAAGGAUUGGCCUAUGCCACGUUGGCUGGCUUGGAGCCACAGUAUGGCUUGUACUCGGCAUUUGUGGGUGGGAUUGUGUAUGCGCUUUUGGGCAGCUGUCGCCAGGUAACAAUUGGGCCGACAGCGUUGCUGGCGCUGAUGACCAGUCGGCAUACGGGCUUUGGACUGGAGUCGGGACCCGCCUAUGGUAUACUCUUGUGCCUCAUCUCAGGCGUGGUGGAGCUGGCAAUGGCUGUGCUGAAUCUGGGCGUUCUGGUCGAUCUCAUUUCGUUGCCCGUAACUGUGGGCUUCACGUCUGCGACGGCCGUCAUUAUUGGCACCUCACAGCUAAAGGGUCUGUUGGGUUUGCGCGGUGGCUCUGGCUCCGAUUUCCUUAAUACCAUGCGCUCGGUUUUCGGCAAUCUGCAACAGGUGCGUCAUGGUGAUCUAACACUCGGACUCGUCUCCAUUCUUGUGCUGCUCCUGCUGCGCAAACUGAAAAACUUGAAUGUGGCGAAUCGAGUGAAGAACUUGCGGGCUCAGCAGCUGCUCAGUGGCAGCAUUUGGGUCAUAUCCACUGGACGCAAUGCGCUCGUGGUGCUCGUCUCCAGCGUGCUCGCCUACAGCCAGUGCAAGCAGCUGGACGCAUGUCCAUUCAUUCUCACGGGCAAGGUGAAGAGCGGUUUGCCCAAUGUGGCGUUGCCAAAAUUCGAGACCAGCAUUCUGGGCAAGAAUGGAACCGUGGUGCAGCAGGGAUUUGAGCAAAUGCUCUCGGAACUGGGACCAUCGAUGCUGAUAUUACCCAUUAUUGCGGUGCUUGGCAAUGUGGCCAUUUCGAAGGCAUUCGGCGGCGUUGGGCUGAGUCCGACGCGGGAGCUGGUUGCGCUCUCGUUGAGCAACAUUUGCGGCUCCUUCUGCAGCUCGAUGCCGGUGACGGGUUCAUUUUCGCGCAGCGCCGUAAAUCAUGCGAGUGGCGUUCGCACACCCAUCGGUGGCUGCUACACCAGUGUGCUGGUGCUGCUCGCCUUGGGCCUACUCGCCCCCUACUUUCAAUACAUUCCCAAGGCGGCGCUCAGUGCUGUCAUCAUUUCGGCUGUGAUAUUUAUGAUUGAGUUCGAGGUGAUUCGGCCGUUGUGGCGCUGCAGCCGGCGUGAACUGUUACCCGGCGCCAUUACCUUUGUCAUGAGCCUGGCCGUGGGCGUUGAAAUUGGCCUGUUGCUGGGCGUUGGCGCCGAUGUGUCCUUCCUCGUCUAUCGUGCAGCGCGUCCUGUGCUAAGCGUGUCCAAGCUACAGACAAUCAAUGGCAUUAACUAUAUUUUGAUACGACCCAAGCACAGUUCUCUAUAUUUUCCGGCCAUCGAGUGGGUUCGAUCCAGCAUCUCGAAGGCGCUCUCCACUCAUGGCACAGCACCGGUUGUCCUGGACUGCGCUCAUGUUCAUGAUUUCGAUUUCACUGCCGCACGUGGAAUGGGCUCUUUGCACAAGGAGCUGGCCAAGGCAAAUGUGCCGCUAUUUCUGAUGAGUGCUCACAAGGACAUUAAAGUCAUACUGAAAGAGUCGACAAACAUUGAUUUUCCCACGAUAGAAUGCGCAAACGAUUUGGAAUGCAUUUUGGAACAAACACCGGACUAUGAGCUGCAUUUGCAGGUGACAGCGCCGCUUGUGGAGUCAAAAAUGCUGCAGAACGUUGAUGCAACAGCAACCGAACUGACUAAGCUAAACUGACUGCAACAAGUACGUGGACCUGUCGGAGCAAUUGCUAGCUACCCAAAAUGGAAUUGUAUGCGAGCAUUCAGCAUCAAUGCACAAUUAGCUUAAGUUGAUCGAAUACUCCCAACUUUAAGACCCAACUAUUUUUGUAACAAUCCUUAAGUAUUUCAGAUCUGUCCUAGCUACGAUUUUUACGUUUGCAGCGUGUUUUAAAUGGUGAUAUAUGUUUAUGAUCUUGGCCAGUUGAUAUAGUCAUUUCUGUCUGACCCUCUAUCCGUCUCUUGUCUGGUUCAGCUUAAUUGUUUUUGUUUUGGAAAUAUUUUAGCUAAACUCACUACUUAGAAAUUUUAUUUUACUUCCAAGACUUUUUAGUAUAGUUUCCAUCCGUCCGAUAUAAAAACAUAUAUUUGUUUAAGGCGCUAU
Drosophila grimshawi is the source of this 2278-nucleotide messenger RNA. RefSeq names its product sodium-independent sulfate anion transporter. The transcript is spliced from 6 exons. The coding region runs from base 47 to 1870 and encodes 607 amino acids. Gene Ontology annotation, molecular function: sulfate transmembrane transporter activity. Lineage: Eukaryota; Metazoa; Arthropoda; Insecta; Diptera; Drosophilidae. Gene Ontology annotation, cellular component: membrane. Gene Ontology annotation, biological process: transmembrane transport. The record is from RefSeq and is a predicted model, not a curated record.